AUGUCGUCCAAUCAUGCCUCGCUCGAUGCGGCGGCGACAGAGCGCAAAGCUCGUCUCGCAAAGCUUGCUGCGUUGAAACGGAAACAGCCCGAGCCAGAGCCGGAGUCAUCGACGGAAGCUCCUACCGCCGAGGACGAAAGAGAAGAUGCUGCUUCCGAUGUAACAAAGCAAUACCUAUCUGGGAGGAAUUAUGAUGCAGAGACUCGGGGCCCGAAGCUGGGCUUCGACAUGGCCCCCAUAGAUGGGCAAGUCACCGUGGAAACGCAGGCUGCCGAAAUCGCAAAGGCCACCGCAGAGCAAGCCAAGAAGGACGAGGAGGGGGAUCAGCCGAUCGACCUUUUCAAGCUGCAGCCGAAAAAGCCGAAUUGGGACUUGAAGCGGGACCUGGAUGAGAAGAUGAACAUCCUCAAUGUGAGGACACAGAAUGCGGUUGCGAAGCUCGUUCGUCAGCGGAUAGAGGAUGCGCAGCGCGCAGCUCAAGCCAGGGGGCCGGGACCAAAUGGAGAUCAACCGGGAGAGGAAGUGGGCAUUGAGGGUGACAUGUUGGUUCAGGGCAUCCACGUCCGCGAGAGGGAAGAAGAGGCGGCA
Molecule: messenger RNA, 588 nt
Organism: Aspergillus sclerotioniger CBS 115572
Lineage: Eukaryota; Fungi; Ascomycota; Eurotiomycetes; Eurotiales; Aspergillaceae
Product: CCDC12/cwf18 family protein
Exons: 1
Cellular component (GO): U2-type spliceosomal complex; post-mRNA release spliceosomal complex
Source: RefSeq, a predicted model, not a curated record